GUCGGGCUGAGAGGCGGGCCUGGAUCAGGACCAGGGCCCCGGGGGGGGAGCAGGCUCCGUGAGGAAUCAAGCACCUGAGGUCUGGCCCUGCCGCCACAUGCUCCUGCUUAACAAGCUGUCCGACCAGAGCAAGAAUGGCAUUUGCACCACCUAAAAACCUGGAGGGCCCCAAAAUGCAAACAAAGAUGAGCGCAUGGACACCCCUAAACCAUCAGCUUAUGAAUGAUAAGGUAUUUGAAGAAAGAAGAAGCCUGUUGAGGAAAUGGUUUGACAAAUGGACGGACAGCCAGAGGAGAAGAAUCCUGACGGACUUUGUCCAGCGCUGCUCCCUCUUGCAGCUGAAGUUCUGCCUCAAGCAGCUGCAGGACCGCGUACCGGCGGAAGCUCUGGAUUUCACCACCAAGCUCCCCAGGGUCUUGUCCUUGUACAUCUUUUCCUUCCUCGACCCUUGGAGUCUUUCCCAAUGUGCUCAGGUGAGCUGGCACUGGAAACACCUGACAGAGCUCGAUCAGAUCUGGAUGCCGAAAUGUCUGCGGUUUGGGUGGCACAUCAGCUUCUCUCCAACUCCAUUUGAGCAAGGAAUCUGGAAGAGAAACUAUAUCAAGAAAGUGGAAGAGCUCCAGGUCAUCAGGCAUAAGAUUCCUCCCAAAGAAAAAUUUGAGGUGGCUGAAGUUGAGCCCAUAGCAAGAGAGGCCCCAGAAGGGAGACAGUCCAUGCUGUCAGUUCUUCACUCAGCAUCCCUCUUAGAAAAGAAGAGGAACAAGGAGAGGAAGGAGGCCCCUCCCUGGCAUUCUUCCGAUAAGCAUCCGACAGACACCGUCCGAUUCAACUACUUGGACAAUCUGGACCCCAUCGAGCAGGCUAGGCAAGCGAGGAAGAAAGGCCUCACCCGGGACCUCAGCCAGGCAGCCUUUCAGAAGAAAAGGAGACCGGGCAGUGGAACAUACAGACUCCGGAAAGCAAAAUCCUUGCAGCCGCCUGGGGCCGAGCUACCAAGAAUGCCGGCGUGUAAGGCUCAGAUGUCUCUCUCAGCCGACCUCGCCUCCCGGCCAAAAGCAGCAGGUCUUCCAAGCUGGGCGACCUACGAGCCCACCGGCGACCCGGUGACCAAAAGCACAGCCAAGACCCUUGCCCAGACGGCCCUCUGGAAUGCGGGGAUACGGCCCGCGCCUGUUCAGGGGCCGAUCCCAAGGCUGAGCGAGAAGGGGCAGAAGGCCUUCACCCGGACCAGCCGAAGCUCCCCCACCUCUCCUCUCUUCGGAAGCAGGCCCUGGCAAGUCCCGCCAUCCAGCCCUGGGUCUGAGGAAGAGCAGGAAAAGAGACAAAGGCAGAUCUUCACAACAUCCCCACUGAAAUAAUCUCCCAAAGAGGAAGAAAGCCUUCCCGGUUCCACCGCCUGGACGUUUGUCUUUCCAGCCUCCAUGAAGACCAGUUGUGUGGAGGCAGAGACCACAGAUGGGUCACAUCUGGAUUUCCAUGGUGGACUGUUUGAAAAGACCACUGGACAGUCCGGUUCAAGCCCUUUCCGUGUGGCCUCGGACGAGCCGCUGUGUCUCUCACCAGUGAAGAGGGAACAAUCGCAAUUUACCUCGUAGGGUGGUUGUGUCAAUGUGCGUUAGAGCAGGGUUCCCCAACCCUCAGUCCACGGCCGUGGCCGGUCCAUGGCCAUGGCAAGACUGGAGACAGAUCUGCCCCCUACACACACGCACUCCCCUACCUACCCACCCACACGCAUGGCCACCACCCACAUGCACAGGUGCCACGUCCACCCGUGAGCAUGCCCCUCCCCUCUGUGAGAGCACCUCGCCCCUUUGCACAUGUGCACGAGUGCUCUCCACCCAGCUGCGAGUUUGCCCCACCCCUUCGUGCAUGCGUGCCAGUGCAUUCCGCCCAUGCGCGCUAGCACUUCCCUCCACGAGCGAGCUCCACCCCUUUGUGGAUGUGUGAGAGCAUGCCACGCCUCCCCACGAAUGAACUCCACCCCCAAAACCAGUCUGUGACUCCAAAACGGUUGGGGACCACUGCAUUAGAGGAAUUAUCCCAGGGCAAUCCUAUCCAUUUCUACUUAGAAGUAAAUCCCACCAUGCUUCGUAGGGUUUAGUCCCCAGUGUGUACGUACCAGGCUUAUAGCCCAAAAUACUUUGGAAAGGGGGUAGCUGUCCUUGCCUAACUUAUUCUGGAGUGUGGCACAGCAUAAGCAGUAGGCAAAGAGGGUGGGGGAAGGUGCCUUUGAGUUUGGGUGUAGGGCUGAGGGCUAAUCAGUGGAAAAAUCAUGAAUGAACAGAACGAUCCGGGCCAACUGGACAGGUGCCGUGUUGAUCUCUACGCCCUUUGCUGCUCUCGGCUUCUCCUUUUCCUUGUGCACCUUGUUCCCAGUAAGAAUAAUAAUUGGGUACCAUCAAUUCUGAA
Messenger RNA from Pogona vitticeps (central bearded dragon), 2409 nucleotides. The record is from RefSeq and is a predicted model, not a curated record. NCBI's taxonomy places the organism in Eukaryota, Metazoa, Chordata, Lepidosauria, Squamata, Agamidae.